AUGGAAGAAGAUUAUUAAGGAGACCCUUUCAAUCCAAUGCAAACAAAAGAAUUUCACCCAUUCUUUUACCUAGCACUAAGUGUUGCCUACAAUUUAGCUAAGCUAAUUAUCAUUGUCUCAAUUAUAUACUAUUUUUUUUACUUGCUGUUUCACAAGAACAAUGACAAUAAGAGGCGAAAUGAUAAUCGUGCUGGUUUUAUGGAAAACCUGUUCACCACUGGUGAUUUUUAAAAAGACGUCCUCACUCUCAAAAAUACACUUAUAAAUACCAAAAUUUCGCAUAUUGAACACAUUCCCAAAGAUAAGGAUAAAAAUCAAACAAGUAGUGGAUCAAAGUCUAAGCUAUAAAACAGAAGGGUAACGUUCAAUGAAAAACCUGAAGUAUUCCUAUUAAUGUGA
Molecule: messenger RNA, 399 nt
Organism: Stylonychia lemnae
Lineage: Eukaryota; Ciliophora; Spirotrichea; Sporadotrichida; Oxytrichidae
Source: the annotation of a GenBank genome assembly